AGCCUAUUACUCUUUAUAGUAAUACCAUAAAUACAGUACUACACUUCACUAAACCAAUUGGAAAACAUGUUGUCAGCAUUGUUUGUGUACGACAACAAGGGAGACAUUUUGGUGUCGAAGAUAUAUAAGAAUGGAGUGAAGAGAAAUAUCCUGGACGUGUUCAGGAUUCAAGUCAUAACGUCUUCUAAUCAGGCAUCCAAAUCAGGAACCAAUGUUUCUACCAAUUACAAUAAAUCACCAGUACUAACAUUAGGAUCAACUUCAUUCAUAUAUAUUCGAUCUGGAAAAGUAUGGCUCUGUGCUAUAACUCGAUCUAAUCAAGACUGUUCAGUAGUAUUUGAGUUUCUCUAUAAGCUUGAAUCACUUUUGAAAUUGAUCUUAUUAGGAACUAAUAAUAUUAAUAAUGGUAGUAAUAGUAAUAGUAACUUAUAUCAACUCAAUGAAGAAUUAUUGUCCAAUAAUUUUGUUAUGAUUAAUGAAAUAUUGGAUGAAAUUGUGGAAUUUGGUUAUCCAACUGAUAUGGAAUUAAAUCAUUUAAAGCAAACAGUUCUCAGUCUUAAACCUUCAACUACUAGUGAUAGUUUUAAUUUAAAGUUACCUUCACUUACAAGAAGAAAAUCUUCAGCUUUAAGUAUACCAGUUUCAUUAAAUUCUCAUGAAACUAAUGGGAAACUGAAGGUAAGUUGGAGAGAUGAAGGGAUAAAAUAUAGAAGAAAUGAAAUCUUUUUAAAUGUAGAAGAAAAGAUUAAUAUAUUAAUGAAUUCUGAGGGUCAAGUUUUACGAUCAUAUAUUGAUGGAGUUAUUAAUAUGAAAACACAUUUAUCAGGAAUGCCUGAAUGUAAAUUUGGAUUUGGAGAAAAUAGUAUACUUUUAAAUUCAUCUAAUGAGAAUAGUUCUAAUCUAAACGAAAAUAAUGUUAUUUUAGAAGAUAGUAAGUUUCAUCAAUGUGUGGAUUUGAGUAGAUUUGAUUUUGAUAGAUCUAUUUUAUUUAUUCCACCGGAUGGAGAAUUUCAAUUAAUGAAUUAUCAUUGUCGACUGAAUAUAAAUCUUCCAUUCCAAAUUUAUCCACAAAUCACUGAAAUUGGUAAUCUGAAAUUGAGCUAUAAAAUAAGAGUCAAAUCUUUAUAUUCUUCCAAACUUCCAGCUCUUGAUUUACAAGUUAAGAUUCCUACACCUACAGGAGUUUUAAAAUCAAAUAUAUCUAAUUCAUCCGGGAAAUCAAAGUAUCAUCCCGAUCAAAAUCUCAUUAUAUGGAAAUUUAAUAAAUUCUUUGGUGAACAAGAACACAUACUUACUGCUGAAGUAGAUUUAACUCAAACUACUACUUCAGGUAAUGCUUUAUCUAAUUCAUUCAAUUGGACAAGACCUCCAUUAACUCUCGACUUUAAGAUCGAUAUGUUUUCUUGUUCAGGUCUUACGGUUAAAUUCCUUAAAGUACAAGAGAGGGGUAACUACAAGACUGUCAAAUGGGUUAAGUAUUGUACUCAUUCGGGAUCAUAUGAAGUUCGUCUCUGAUAUAUAGUUAGAAGUAUAGGUAGAGUAAGAGUAAGAGUAAGAGUAAGAGUAAGAGUAAGAGUAAGAGUAAGAGUAAGAGUAAGAGUAAGAGUAAGAGUAAGAGUA
This is a messenger RNA of Scheffersomyces amazonensis, 1620 nucleotides long. RefSeq names its product Apm4p (gene APM4). Gene Ontology annotation, cellular component: cytoplasmic vesicle; AP-2 adaptor complex. The coding region runs from base 67 to 1515 and encodes 482 amino acids. The record is from RefSeq and is a predicted model, not a curated record. Gene Ontology annotation, biological process: intracellular protein transport; clathrin-dependent endocytosis. The transcript has a single exon. Gene Ontology annotation, molecular function: clathrin-cargo adaptor activity. Lineage: Eukaryota; Fungi; Ascomycota; Pichiomycetes; Serinales; Debaryomycetaceae.